Eurypyga helias (sunbittern) is the source of this 1875-nucleotide messenger RNA. Its product is annotated as serine/threonine-protein phosphatase PP1-gamma catalytic subunit-like. Gene Ontology annotation, molecular function: protein serine/threonine phosphatase activity. Lineage: Eukaryota; Metazoa; Chordata; Aves; Eurypygiformes; Eurypygidae. Gene Ontology annotation, cellular component: nucleus; cytoplasm. The record is from RefSeq and is a predicted model, not a curated record.
AUGGGUCUGAUUCUCACAGAUGUUGAUCUGAAGCGUGGUCAGAUUUCUUUUGUUGAUGAGUUGGGAUACAGUGCAGCUUCUAAUAAUGGGAAAGAGGAGCUCUGCAUCUGGAAGAUGAGGAUUAGAUUCCUGUUGCUGCUGUGGAUUCAAAUAAAUCAGUUCAAUUCUGUGUCUGUUGCCCAGUCAGUGAAGUGGAGAAUUUGUCAUUUGUGUGACCAGCAGCAAUUUUUGCAAACCGAUGUGCACUUCUGCAUAUUUGAUUCUUCUGAAGCCAAUUUUUUUUCCCCACCUUUCAGGAUAUAUAGGUCAGUGUUAGAAGAAAUUGAAAACUCUUGUUUCUGCUGUGCCAAUUACAUUGAAAGUGGCCAGAAUGUCAUUGACUGUGCUACAGAACUGAAUCGCAUUGUUGUGGUCUUUCAUCCUCCUGGCAUCUCUGCUAUGCGAGGAUCAAAACCAGGCAAAAAUGUCCAACUUCAAGAGAAUGAAAUUAGAGGAUUGUGCUUAAAAUCCAGAGAAAUCUUUCUGAGCCAGCCUAUUCUCCUAGAACUUGAAGCUCCACUGAAAAUAUGUGGUGACAUCCAUGGACAGUACUAUGACUUGCUUCGACUCUUUGAAUAUGGAGGUUUUCCACCAGAAAGCAACUACUUGUUCCUUGGUGAUUAUGUUGACAGAGGAAAACAAUCUUUAGAAACAAUUUGUCUUCUCUUGGCCUACAAGAUUAAAUACCCAGAGAAUUUUUUCCUCCUCAGAGGGAACCAUGAAUGUGCCAGCAUCAAUAGAAUUUAUGGGUUUUACGAUGAAUGCAAGAGAAGAUACAAUAUUAAGCUGUGGAAAACCUUCACAGACUGUUUUAACUGUUUACCAAUUGCAGCUAUUGUGGAUGAGAAAAUAUUCUGCUGCCAUGGGGGUUUGUCACCAGACCUCCAGUCAAUGGAACAGAUAAGACGAAUUAUGCGCCCUACAGAUGUCCCAGAUCAAGGUCUACUUUGUGAUCUCUUGUGGUCUGACCCUGACAAGGAUGUCCUGGGGUGGGGUGAAAAUGACCGAGGAGUGUCCUUCACGUUUGGUGCUGAAGUGGUUGCUAAGUUUCUCCAUAAACACGAUUUGGAUCUCAUAUGUAGAGCACACCAGGUUGUUGAAGAUGGAUAUGAGUUUUUUGCAAAAAGGCAAUUGGUAACUCUCUUUUCUGCCCCAAAUUACUGUGGAGAAUUUGAUAAUGCGGGUGCCAUGAUGAGUGUGGAUGAAACUCUAAUGUGCUCUUUUCAGAUUUUGAAACCUGCGGAGAAAAAGAAGCCCAAUUCCAGCAGACCUGUAACGCCUCCCAGGGGGAUGAUCACAAAACAAGCCAAGAAAUAGUCACUUUGGCACUGCCUUGUUGGGACUUGUAUUAUAGUAUAUAACCUCCAUUUUUAAACUGUAACGUGUACUGUUCAGCUUGCUCAAAAUAGAUAACGUGUUUGUGGCUUCCCUUCUGAUUUGAUGAAUAGCAUUUGCUGGUUGUAACAGCGAAUGAAAAGACUCUUCUCCCUCCCAGGAAAAGCGUUUUCAAGUUCCCUCCCGUUGGUGUUACGGCUGUACACUCCACAGCAUCUUCUCCUGUCCGUAUGGGUAAUUGUACAACUGGCUCGGGGUCUGUGCGAGGCGUAGUGUAAGUGCUCGUUUUCUCUAGGUUCUGAAGAGGGCACUAGUGUGCUGUGAGAGUAGAGAUUUGUUACUGUCGGAAAUUACAUACUGUUUAUACGAACCACUGUGAACUUUUUUACGUUAAGUUUUGUUUUAAAGGGAUUGCUUUUAAUGUCAUGUAUGUGUCCGUUUUCUUGCUGUUGACAUUAGAAAUAACCUUCAACCUUGCCAGCGUUGCUGGUACGAUGUAUA